UUUAAUAAAUGAAGAAAAACAAAUAAAUGUUCAUUUUAUUAUUAUUAUUAAAUUACAUUAGCUUAUUUAUUAACUCUGUUGAUAUAUUAAAUUCCCAAGAUAUCAAUAUGUAAAUAAACAGUGAAAAUCUUCUUUUAUCAGAAGCUGAAUUCUCGUAUAAGAUUUUCCGACUUGUGCGUCAGAAGCUUGAUCUUUGGAUAACGGUAGCUUGUGUGGCUUCUGAGCCGCGCGAAAGGAGUGCCGCACCAUCGAUGUCGAGUUCUCACUCACGAUCGUGACGGUCGUCAGUCGGCUUUCAACUGGUCAAUCGUUAUCAUCAAGUUUAUCCGAUCUCUCGUCAAUCGCUCCUCGUGCGUAUUGUAUCGUCACUGAAAAUUCCGUACUGCUUCAUUACAGGCAACAUUUUUUUUUCUUCGAGUACCUUAAACAUUUCUGCCGUAUUAAUUAUUCGAUAAUACAAAUAGGCAUUUUUUUCAGCGUUGUAUUGCAACAAGUCAAACCAUUCUCUUGCUCAGUUUUCACCAUCGACCUAUUUUGUCAAGUUCUUUCGGGAGAUUCAAUUGCACGGUAAAUUUUUCCAAAUUACUCCAACUCUACAAAUCAAAGUUUUCAGUUAGGCCCGUCCUCCCUGCACAUUUAUCACUAGUAAAUGUAAAAUCUCGAUUGUAUUGUCCAUAAUACAAUCUCGUAACCACGAGAAGUUAAAAAUCGCCAGGCUGUGAAUGAAGGGGCUCUGCCGGUGAGGAAAAUCGACGGGAGACUUCACAGUGUUCUUUUCGAAUUGCAGAUCGAAUAUAAGUGCGCGCAUGUGGUUCGUGUGUGUGUACAUGUGCCAUCGUCGCCGCCGUCCGCAGCAGUAACGGAAAAGGAGAAGACUUGACCUGCAACGGCCGGAAUCACCGAAAAAUGGACGUGACGCCGCAGCGAGUCAUCUCCGGCUUGUUUUUGUUCACCCUUGCCACAUUACACCUCGGUUAUGCCAGAAACGGACCUAAUUACUAUGGCAAAUUAAUCGGGCCUUUACAGGAAUACGCGCAUGGCAUUAAAGGUAAAGCAUAUGCCGUUGAUGAUGCAACGAUAUUUAUAAAGGGAUUCUACUACGACGGUACCGGCCCAGAUGCUUACUUUUGGGUGGGAAACAGCAGUAUGCCCAGUCCAGACGGUUAUAUUGUACCUUAUCCCGAGACUGAUAAGGACAGUGACCCACAAGUAUUGCAGGCGUACAACAAUACUGACAUUAUUCUGAGGCUACCCGGAGGGAAACGUAUACGAGACAUCAAAUGGUUGAGCGUUUGGUGCAGGAGAUUUACGGUGGAUUUUGGUGACGUUUUCAUACCGUCUGAUCUGAAAGUACCGAAAUUACAAGUACUUCCCGAAUUUUCGAGAUUGGCGCACGGUCUUCGCAGUGGUAAUAUCAGUAUUCUAGACAGCAAAACCAUUUACAUACCGAAUUUGCAUUACGAUGGUGGCGGUCCAGAUGCUUACUUUUGGGUAGGCAAUGGUACAGAACCCAGCCAUUUUGGUAUCAAGGUUCCCAAUGAAGUAGGCAGUUCGGCACCAUUAAGAGGAUAUCAAGGAGAGGAUAUCGAGAUUGUGCUACCGGGGAAUCUGACAGUAUACGACAUCAAUUGGCUUGCGGUGUGGUGUGUCGAAUACAGACACAAUUUCGGGCACGUUCUAAUUCCAAAGGACCUCGAUGUUCCACCGGCUCUCGGCCAGACGAAAAUUACGACGAGCAGCACACCGCCUAACAAGCAGGCGAACAACUGCAAAGAAAUGCUGCAAGGCCGCGUUCAAGUGCAGUGGCAACUAAUGGGAGAGGAUGUGCAGAUUCGGGUCUCGGGACGUAUCAGGGAAGACCAAUACGUAGCAUUUGGGCUGUCAGGUAAAGAGGGCAAGGCUGAAAUGCUCGGUGGCGAUGUCGUCGUGAUCGGAUACGACAAUAGAACCGGCAAGUUCAUCGCCGAGGAUUACUACAUGUCGGACUUUGCCCAGUGUGAUGGCAAGAGGGGCGUGUGCCCCGAUAAGAGGGUCGGUGGAAGAAACGAUGCGGUAUUCGUGCACGGAGAACGAAAAAACGGCAUAACAACAGUUACAUACACGCGCCCACUGAGGACCAACGAGCCAGUGAAAGACAAGAUGAUACCGGAAAGGGAAACGACCGUGAUCGCUGCCAUCGGCCCUCUGAAUUCACAGGGUGAAGCCAAUGCUCAUGAGAGAUUGGAUAAGACCACCGAGGACAUUCGUAUCGAUUUUACGUCGCCCAGGAAUGUCCACGACUGUACUAAUUCUCUGUACGAUAUUCCGGACGAGUCCGAGCUCGAGCCCUGGACACCGGCCGUUAUCACUGAUGCGGAUACUUUCACUGCAAGAAUCGGACCGACUGGUGCGAAAAGAGGAUACUCGCGAAUAACAGGUACACCCUCUUGGGGCAUUGCGUGGUAUAUCAAUGACUUGCUAAUCCCGGAGAUCACCGUUGAGAGAGGUCAAACUUAUACCUUCAUCGUAGAGGGUGGAAAUGAUUCUUCCAAUUCUGCUAGAUAUCAUCCAUUCUACAUAACUGACAGUUCGGAAGGUGGUUUCGGACAGAAGAGCGAAAGCGAGCAGAUGGAGCAAACGGUAUUCGCCGGUGUAAACUAUGAUUCCAAGGGAUUUCCUUAUCCGACCGCAGCCGGUCGUUACUGCGAAUGGAUCCGCAACACAGUGGAUAACGCGGAUAAUUACGAGACGUUCAAGAGCUUCUUUCAAACACUCGAAUUGAAAUGUGAUAAGGGUGACCCCGCCAAACUCGAAUGGACGGUACAAGAGGACAUACCGGACUUGGUAUACUACCAGUGUUACACGCAUAAUCAUUUGGGCUGGAAGAUUCAUGUCGUCGACGCAGGGUACAGCUCGCAAAGGAACGUUAACGGCGUCGAUCGAAUAUUACCUGCAUUUACGAUCUUCAUAACGUUUAUCAUCACACUUCUUUUAUUCUCGAGAUGAAUUGCCGGAUUUCCCUCUUUAAACGCGGAACAAAUAGUAGAAGACGAAGUUGGCGACGAAAACUGCUCGAUUUAAGAUGAUCGCAGAAACGAUGACAAUAUAAACACACACGAUUGCUAAAUCGGCGAAACACGAUACAAGGUUGUAAGAAAGUAUUUAGCGCGUAAGGUCUACUUGUAAGGUAAAGUAAAAGAUUAGCAAAAUAUUUUUAAGAUCUAUCACAGAUUCAAUAUUUCACAUAUUAUAUGAUAUAUAUAUAUAUAUAUUAUAUACAUAAUAUAUAUAUACAUAUAUAUAUACAUAAAAAAAAUAUAUAUACACAUAUGAACAUGUACACAGGGACGUGAAAUUUCAGUAUUCUUUAACUUUUAACUUAGAAAGACAAUAAUGAUGAUCAGAGUCGGGUAAACCAAUGAAAUUUUGACAAUAAUUAUGAUGAGAUGUAAAACUUGGGUAAGACCAAUGAAAUUCUGACAAUAAUGAAUGAACGUUCAUUAUCAGGGGCAAAGGAUAUCUGAAUAUCCGGUAUCCGGAGAUGUGCUGAGAUUAAUUAUACACUUAAAAUCGAUGUGCGAGGAAACGAAGAUGCAUCGCGCGCGAUGUACAUGUACAAUGUAAAUUUUGCACAAAGUUAUAGUUGAUCUUAAUGUAAUUUUUUCUUUUUUUAAAUCGGUAAAUAAGUACGUAAGAAAUACAUUUAUAAAUGCUGUCGACUUGACAAUAAUACGUAGAAUAGUCAACGAAAGAGAGAGAGAGAGAGAGAGAGAGAGGGGGGGAGAGGGGGGGAGAGGGGGGGAGAGAGAGAGAGAGAGAGUCGUUAACGAAAUGUGAAUUAUGUACAAGAAAGUAAAGAAGAAGAACAACAAGUAAUACUUAAGGGAGAUGCAAGUUACAAACAGCUAUCCCCUGUACGUGUAACAAUGCUAUAAUAUGUAUAUACUAUAGAGUGGACCUUCCUAAAACAGUAUGAAAGUAUAAAAUGUGCCUUGGGUACAGAUAAUAAAUGUCUUUAAUUACAAGGAUUAGGACCCACUCAACAAGGGACACCGUGCAGUACUUUAGAACUGGUCUCUUAUGCGUGACGCGUAUCGUAUGUGAGUAAAGCUAAGAAAAGAAAGAAAAUGUCAGAGAGAAAAGAUUGCAUCGAGAAGUUUUUUCAAAUAUUUCAGACCAUUUUAAUUAUGUCCUCCAUGCUAACAUAAUUGAAUUAAAUAGUCAAAUUAUUAGACAAUAUUCGUUUGUACGCACGUUUCACGCGAUUGGUAAGGAUAAUUCUGCGCAAGGUAAAGAAGAAAAGCAGAGCAUCGAAAUAUCGAAAAAAAAAACAGCAUAUGGUGAUUACUCGUGUAGAUGUUUAUUCUACACCGGAAAAACGGUGCAAGAGAUAAGGCGUACAGCCAAGAGAAAUCAGCGGAAUACAUAAUCAACUAGGCUAGCGGAUGUAGCAUUAAUGUUUCUCAUGUUCAAGUCAGAGUCAAGUUUUAAAUCCGUGUCCAGCUCCUAAGUGCCCGUGUGUCCACAUCAAAAUUUACCGCGCAAGAAAUCCUUUGUGAUUCUUUCAAUCGCUUAUCGCACGAAAAGACCAGUUUGUAUUUAAUUACAUGCGCAUUAUAUACACAGGCGAGUAUCAUACAUAAACAUAUGCAAAACAAAACUCUGAAACUUACAUUAUCUAGCUUUACGAAGAGAGCGAGAUGUAAUAACGUAAGAUCGUUAAGUAGAAUCUCGUAUUAAUUACUAACGUGUAAGUUACAAUAAAUGACAAUAAGAACACA
Messenger RNA from Ooceraea biroi (clonal raider ant), 4760 nucleotides. Its product is annotated as protein Skeletor, isoforms B/C. Lineage: Eukaryota; Metazoa; Arthropoda; Insecta; Hymenoptera; Formicidae. The record is from RefSeq and is a predicted model, not a curated record.